AUGGAUUUUUUAAAUUUUUCUAAAUGUUUGUUUGAAAACAUUUAUGAAAAGAUAUGUGACUAUUCUGUGGUAAUUGAACAUGAAAAAGAAAAGAAAAGCCGCCAACUAAAGAAAUUACCAUCAAAUAACUUGAAUAAAUUAUGUUAUAAUCAAAGAAACCAACAGUUAAAUAACUAUCCCCUGAAAGACUGUAUAAAUUCAAGAUCCAAUCUUCAGGAUAAUAGAGGAUUUUUUAAAUAUAGAAAACUAAGUAAUGAAUUAAAACCUAUAGCCUUCAAGUAUAAGAACUAUCCGGAAAAAACGCAACAGCAGUCUAUUGAUGGUUGUAAUUCAAAUUUUUGGUUCAAUCUAAAUCAAAGAUUUAAUUUUAAAACUAAUUUUUUUUUGAAAAAUAAAACAGAAGUAACUUCUCCGGUUAAUAAACUCUAUAUACUAAAAAAUAAAAACGAACUUGAAAAAAAUUACUCCAAAAACCAUGUUAAUAAGGGAAAAUACGUAAUUCCUACACUUGAUCUUAAAUCCACUGAAAAAAGAAAUAGUGAGUUAUUAACAUAUAGAGAGAAUUUCUCUGUAUCAAAUAAAAAACAAUUCAUACCAAUUCUAAACAACUCUAGAGAUAAAACACCUGAAAGUAGAAGGAAACUACAGAAUGAUUGGAUUAAUUUGAACAUGCUUCUUUUAUCUGCGUGCCAUGACCGUACUAUACAAAACACUAAAGCAAAAAUUGAAAUGCUGACAUUUUAUGCUUUUGGAACUAACUUUAAAUAUAUGGAUCCCAAACUCCAUAUUAUUGAAGAAGGCAGUUUCGGAAGAGUUUAUAAAGGCAGAUAUGACAAUUGUGAUGUCGCAGUUAAAGUUCCAAACCUUUGCACAAUGAGAUCUGAUCCAUUUGGAGUUACUGAUCGAAUUUUAAGAGAAUGGAAGAUAUUGGCAAAAAUUAAUCAUCCAAAUAUCAUUGGUUUUAAAGGUGGCAUAAUACUGCCUAAUAAGCAUAUAUGGUUAAUAACCGAAUUAAUUCAAGGUUGUGAUUUGCAUUCACUUAAAUAUAAACUCAAGUACAACAUUCCCAGAGAAAAAGCUAUUAAAAUGAUUAAGCAACUAAUUGGAGCUUUAGAUUUUUUACAUACACCAAUGAAGGGAAAAGGAAUAAUUAUCCAUAGAGAUAUUAAACCAGAAAAUAUUAUAAUUGAUAAUGUUAACUGGAAUAUUUAUCUGUGUGAUUUUGGAGAUGCGGAAGAAUUUGGGUCAGGAAACAAAAGAAGGUUGUCGGGUGCAACCUGGCUUUACUCUCCAAUAGAAUUAUUAAAUGCAGAUCCAAUGGGGAAUCACAUAUCGAUACAAAGUGUUUCCCAAUAUAAUGAGAAAUGGGAUAUUUGGUCUUUGGGAUGCGUAUUACAGGAGUUCUUUGGGAGCUCAAAUCCUUUCGAAUAUAUCGUAGAUUUUACAGACAAUUCUAACCAGAUUUACUCAAAACUAGUGAAUGCGGUGAGAGAAAACAAAUAUAUUCCUAAUAUACCUACUAACAUUCACCCUCAAAUAAAAAAAAUAAUUGAAAUGUGCCUUCAACCAGACCCUCGUCUUAGACCGAGCACAAAAGUUAUAUUAAAAAUGAUAGAUAAAAUUUUUUAA
Molecule: messenger RNA, 1629 nt
Organism: Cryptosporidium ubiquitum
Lineage: Eukaryota; Apicomplexa; Conoidasida; Eucoccidiorida; Cryptosporidiidae
Exons: 1
Coding region: 1-1629 (542 amino acids)
Biological process (GO): protein phosphorylation
Molecular function (GO): protein kinase activity; ATP binding
Source: RefSeq, a predicted model, not a curated record